This is a messenger RNA of Odontomachus brunneus, 20412 nucleotides long. RefSeq lists its product as uncharacterized. The transcript has 17 exons. The record is from RefSeq and is a predicted model, not a curated record. Gene Ontology annotation, molecular function: signaling receptor activity. The coding region runs from base 1775 to 5503 and encodes 1242 amino acids. NCBI's taxonomy places the organism in Eukaryota, Metazoa, Arthropoda, Insecta, Hymenoptera, Formicidae. Gene Ontology annotation, biological process: nervous system development. Gene Ontology annotation, cellular component: signaling receptor complex; external side of plasma membrane.
GUCAUUGGGCGUCGGGACGCCGCCACGACGCCGCGCUCUCGACUCCGGAACGCGAAAGCGCGAUCGCGAAGUGCCGUUCCUCGCGACACGAGGACCGGGAUCCUUCUCCGGGGAUCCCUCGGACGAACGUCCUGCUGCGAGCUCGUGAGACACCGCAAGUGAACGGGCCAUUUUCUCACGGUAGGAGGGUGACAACGCGCCCUCGAAGAGGGUGCGAGCCGUGCGGCGUUGAUCCGCUCUGAGGCAGAUUUCGCUACUCCGACGCGUGUUGCUUGAUUUCUCGGGGACAAGGUCGAUGCGACGAAUGGGGAAGGAAGGAGCGACCACCGUCGUCGUGGACCGUCGAACCAGUUGUCCUCGGAAGUGACAGCAAUCGCGAGGUCCUGUCUGCCAGCGAGAUCACGCGGGGACGUUCGAUUGCAGAUCGAUCACGGUCAAGUUGAUCUUCCGGAAGACCGACUCGGGUUUCGUAAGAAGGAUCGUUAGUGUGUGUGUGCGCGCGCGUAUGUUACGAUCCGUCGACGAAGGUGAAUGAGAGAAGACGACGUGAUCUUCGCUACCUCAAGGAACACUUUGAAGAUUCUUGGUUUUCGAGAAAGAGAGAGAGAGAGAGAGAGAGAGAGAGAGAAAAAGGUGUCUUUUUACAGUUUCGAUAUUCUUCCAAUCAAAGCCGUGCGUUGCUCAAGAGAUCCUCACUGUUCUCCGAGGGGAUUUGUAGAUCUUGUAUCUUGAAGGAGAAGAGGUGAAAGGAUUCAGUGUAGUGGAGAGUAGUGCAAUAUUUUUCGGAAGUGUCUUAAACUCGAUAUAUACUUAAAGAUACUCAAAGUGCUUGUAGAUCACAAGUUCACAAAAAAGAAGAGCAAUCUUUCGAUCGAGGAGUAAGAAGAAUCUCGUAAUAAAGAACGUCGCGGGCAGCAUUUUUGCGAAGAAUUUACGCCCUAAUCCACUCAGCACCUCGCUCAAAAAUGGUCCUUAGCAUCGCGAGGACGAUCUAUGAAUUCUAAGUUCGCAAGCGAGCCGGCGAGCACUUCUCGCGGUGGAGUCUCGCUGAAUAUUUUCGCGAAAGGUUUCGCUCUCGCCAUCCUGUACGUACGUGAUCUUGGCGCACGUAAAAAGUGUUGACCCUGCAAGAAUCUAUAGACCUCGAACCUGCGAGCAAACGAGAUCAUUUGCGGCGGGAACUUGAUGGAUACUCUAACGAAGCGUCUUGCUGCUUCCAUCUCGUAUCUAACUCACGGUGUAUCCAGAAGAGUACCCUCAACGCGUUGGACGAAUCAGUCGCGAGUGUUACACCUCCGAGUAAAGAAUUUUGAUCGCGGUACUCGCGACAUAUUUGGAGCCACCCAUUUAAAGUCCACUGGAUACUUCCGUUGAAAACUAGAUUCGUCUAGUUGUGGUCGAUUCGUCGAAACUGAACCCAAAGUUCCGAGAGGGACAGGCGAUCCCCCGUGGCACCUCCAUGAGCGCUAUCGCGAGGUGUCCGACUCACCUGACUGCGCAUUCAGCCAUUUCGCUCAACCGAUCACCGUCUGGCUGAGAAACCGUCACAGAAACCGGUAGUCAAAGAGGGAUACGGGGGAGUAGCAGCUCGCAGACAGCUAAGUGACAUCUCGAGAGCAGUCACGCGGAGCACCGGCGGGGCGAGGUGAGGCGAGGAAAAGCCUCUCCUACCCUUGCCUGCCUGUCUGUCUACCGCGCCAUCAAUUCCGCGGACGGAUCGCGCUUCCGCUGGCGGGACAGUCGGCCCUACUACGAGCGUAGGAUUCCGGUGUGUAUGUAUGAUGACGAUGACGAUCGCGCCGCGGGGACCGCCGAGGUGACUCGCGGUGGCGGCGGCUGCUCUCCGGGGACCGAGCAGUGGUACCGCGGCUCGCGGGAGGAUGUCGCGGGCGAGGGCGGGCGGAAGAUCGCGCGCCGCAGCGGCAGAACGCAUCGUCCUCGACUCCUCGCUCCCGACGGACUGGCGGUGGUAGGGCCGAUGGAGCAUGACGGUCUAACGACGCGCGUCGUCAUGCCGCGCGUCGCCGGGACGCUCGCGACGCGCUCGCUGCCCCUACUGGCGGCCCUGGCGAUGCUGCUCGUCGCGCUGUUAUCCUGCUGCGCUCGCGCCAGCGAAUUCCCCGAGCGGGAGUGCUGUGACCUCAUCUUCCCGAUCCCGGAGCCCACCGGCAGGUCCACGUCUGCACCGACGCCGACCGGAAGAAGCGGAUCCGGCAUCAAGGUGCCGAUGGCGAUCCUGAAUUGCCUCUACGCCCGUCAGUUGUGCUUCGAGGACCCGUCGUGCAGCGCAAUUUUGGAGAUUAUACCGAGGGUCUGCGGUCCGGAAUUAGUGGCCUGCUCCACGGUGACGGUGACUAAGUGUCAGGCGGCUCUGCGCACGCUGCAAGCUUUCACUUUCUUCCGACCGACGUGCCUCUGCAGGGAGCCGCAUGUCGAUCCGGAUUGCAACAGCUUCCAGAACUUCCUGUUUGACCACCCGUGCGUCUACGUCCUCAACAAAAAAGACAAGGAUCAGUUCUCGAUAGACGCGUUGCCGACGUGCAAUCAUGCGCUCAACGUUUGCGGACGCGACAAGGUGUGUGCUCAGAUAUACAAGGAGUUCAAGACCAACUGCAAGAUUCAAGAGGGCAAGUGCAACAUGGAGAAUCGGGAUGCCUGCCACGAGUCUUGGACGCAGCUGCGACUGUCGCCGAUGUUCGGCUGCAUAUGCCCGAACAAUAGUAACAGACGGCGUUGCGACAAGAUCUUCAGUGCAGUGAACCACAACCCCUGCGUUGAGUUCCUGCCCUCCUCCACCUCCGUAGACCUGUCGGGCACGGACUCAGCCCUGUACCCGUUCGACCCGCAGCAGGAGAACUACCAGGAGAUCUGGUUGCCGCCGACCAGUAUGUACCCCUAUUUUCUGUUCCCCGGGACCGCGCGCACCCCGCCGUACUACGACCCCGAGAGCACGUACGACAUACGGGAGCCCGGCGAACAACACCGCCAUCGCCAUGGCCAUCGGCAUCGUCAUCAGGAGGCGCCGGAACUACCCGGCAGACCGGCUGUUCUCGUCGUCGAGGCAUACGAUCCUCGGUCCGAUUCGGAUCGGUACGACACCGACAUGAAUCGGUUCGAGGAUCGAUUGGCGACCUCGCGUCCAGCCGUUAAUCAUCCGGAUCGGUCGACGGAUGGAUCUUCUUCCUCCUUCUCCUUCUCUUCUUCUUCUUCCUCAUCCUCCUUUUCUUCUUCUUCUUCUUCUUCUUCGUCUUCGUUGUCCAAGCAUGAUCGCGCCUCCAGCACAGUGCACCUGCCGCCCCAAAGCGAGCAUGACGCACACCCGCACCAGUAUCGGCACCACCACCACCAUCACCAACAGCACCAGCACCAGCACCAUCGUCAGCACCCCGCACUACCCGCACCGCCGUCCGUCGUCGCGACGCUGUCGUCGUCGUCGGCGGGCUCGUACGCGCCGGCGGCCGCUCGUCCCACGCCUACCGUGCAGGACGAGCCGUUGGGGCCCGGCCACGCCGAGGCACCCCGGCUGCCGGCACAGAGGAAGUUCGCGCCCAGACCCACCUACGAGCACCGCGCGAUCUUCGACCGCGCCGACGACGAUCUCGACGACCUCGACGAGUUCAAGAUCGGCGCGCUGCCCGUCGACAGGCUCUUCGAUCUCCGCGAGACCUUCGAAGAGUUCGUUGGCCAAGUGAAGGUCAUCGCCCAUCCCGACAACUCCACCAGCUUAGAGGUGAUCGAGUCGCAGUUGGAGAAUCCGCUGAUCGAUGCCGACCAUCAGGAUCUGCUUGCCAUGAAGCAGCUUCCCAUCCCAGGCGGCCAUCAUCAUCGCAGCCACCACAAGAGGAAUCAGACGGACGAUUUCGAACAGAGCGCAGUGCCGUCCUCCACGUCGGAUAUCGACAGGCUUCAGCAGCCGGUCAAGCUGACUUUGUCCAGCACGUGCCAUCACGCUUACACGUCCUGCAAGAACGAUCCGGAAUGCAAGGAGCUGCUGCAGCCCAUCCUGAACCACUGCGACUCGGCGACGUGCGCCAGAAACGAGUGUAUGGAAGCGUUGCAGCACUUCUACAGGACCGCCCAUCACAAGCAUUCCGUGGAGAUCGCAUUCUGCCUCUGCAGGAAAACGGAUGGCAAAAAGGACGAGUGCAUAGUGGCACAGGAGAAAAUGCAUCCAGCGUGCGUGCAGCGCGUCGACGGCGCCGAAAUGCCGACGUGUCACAGCCUGGCUGAGACUUGCAAAGAGAACAAGGGCUGCAGGCUCAGGCUGGAAUAUUAUGAGCAGAAUUGCGCGGUUGACAGCGUGACGAAGAAGUGCGCCGGACCGACCUCGGAAUGCAGAAAAGCGAUGCUGGGCAUCCUCGGCACCGAGCUUCGCACCAAUUGCGCCUGCAAGGGCACCGAACUCACCCAGCUCUACGACUGUUUGGGUUGGCAACGGUUACUCUGGGUGAAUCCCUGCGUCGUGGAGUCGCAGAAGGACUAUCACGCACGCAGGAAACACCAUCACCCGCGCACGACAACGACGACGACGACGACGACGACGACGGCGACAACGGCCGUCGCGCCGACGACGAGGUCACCGGCGAGCACGACAGCGACCACGGCGGUCGAACAAGUGGAAGAUAAUCAAAUACCGGAAGUGACGAGGUGGCCGACCACCGAACCCACGGAAACUUGGGAAAUCACGACCACCACUAUAAGCACCACUCCGAGCACCACCACGACCACCACGACGCCGCCGCGCUUCUGCGUGGUUCAAAAGCCGAGGCAGAGUCACCAAUACAUAAGAGAGGGCAAGGCCAAAAGGCUCUAUCGCGAGGACGAGCCCGAGUGCUCAGAGCUCUGCCAAUGCGAGGAGCCCCUAACGCUCAUUUGUCACACCAUCUGUGUCGACUUGUCGCCGUGCAAGACGGACUUUGCCUUCUACAACCACGAGGCGCCGGCCUAUCAAGCGCAUCGGGGUCCUUGCCUUUGCUACAGCGGCGGCUUUAUAUGCAUGCGGCCUGCACCCGAUACAUACAGUAUACCGCACGGAGUCUUCAUGUUCCUGGGCUACAGCGAGAAGGACGAGAUCUUAUUGAAGCAGCACAACAACCUGACCGUGCUGGACGCGGUGUCGUCUCUCGACAAUUUCAUGAAACAGGAAGUCGAUAAUCAGACAGUAUGCACGCUCUUUCUAUACAAUGCAACCCGAGAAAACGUGAUUGCAGUGGUGCGACUCGGGACCGACAAUCCACCUUUAAAUAGCAGCCAGGCGCAGAGUUUGCAGCACCUGCUGCGCGUCAAGGAGGAGUGCGCGUCGAUGAUGCAAGACCUCAGCGACAAGAUCAACAACAAGCAUCACGAGGUGCACACGCACCCGCUGUUGUCGAUCUUCAAAAUGGCCGAGGUCGAGGUGAAGAUGCCGUACAGCAACGAGGCGAUCACCAGGUCGCCGUCGGGACUGCUCGUCGUCCUGCUCGCGAUCGGCCUGCUCGGGUCGAGCUGCCUCUUCGGCUCGUGACAGGGGCAUCGGCACGCCACGAAGAGCGUCGUGGAUCGAGCGUCGCCUCCCUCGCGGAGAACCGCCACGUGUCGCGUGCACGUGGCCGCGGCGGGUCCCGCAACGGGGGCCGCGUGGACGAGCGAGGACUCGUGGCCUUGAAGGGCGCAGAUCAACGAAGAGAAGGGCUCCCCCGACCCGCCUCCGCCUUCUCCCCGAGAUCGCCGCGUGGAUCGACGGAUCGAUCGGCAAAUCCGCGCGGCGAUCACCACCGAGCCGAUCGCGAACUGCGCUCACCGCGCCCCGUGGAAGAUAUUAUUAAAUGUACAUUGAUGUUUAAUGAUAUUUUUGUUACUGCACCUCGACCGUCCUCGAGCCUCGUCCUCAACCCUUUCGACCGCCCGCGCGAGUUGGUUCGGAGUUGAUGCUGGAGCAUCACAUUGUAGUUAGCAAACAAUAACAUCCUUAAUUAGUGAUCUUUAAUGUGUGAAUUGUUUUUUUCUAGACAAAAUUUUAUGUGGGGAGGAACUUCUUGUACACAGAGAGAUGGUUUGAUUUCAUCUAAAAGCUGCUAAAUUUUAACUUCUUUAGUGGUGAUUUAAAAUGACUGGGUAGAUUCUUUUUUAACCGAGCUUAUCUGUAUUUCUCUUCUCUUUAUUAUUAUUUGAAGAAUUUUAAAAAAUGUCUAAUUUUCAUUGUGUAUUUGCUAUGAGUUAAAAAAUGCAACAUUUUAAGUAAAAGGAAUUAUUUAUUAAGUUAUUGAGUAAAAGAAACUUAAUAUUUUACCACGAAACUUUUCGUAGGAAUGUUACUUAAGGGCUUAAAUGAAGAAAAGCUUCUUAUGCACGGAGAGAAUUUUACAGUAAAAAUUACAGCAAUAAUAUAUUAUAAAAUUUUGUAACUGACAAAUGAAUCGACAUUUUGCAGUAAUUGACUAUCCUUUCAUUUCAUUUAUAUUUUGGGAACUGAAAUGUACUAUAUUAUAUAAUUUGCUAAAUCUAUAGCAAAUUUUAUUGUUUUUUUACAAAAUAGACACUACUAAUAGUCUAUUCCUAUGCCACUGGAAACACAGAGUAAAAUUGAAAGGAAAAAGAUAAAUAUUAUAAUAUCCUCUCCACGCACUUUAAUUUUGAUAAUAUGAUUGUUGAGAUCAGUGUAGAUAAUAACAAAUAAAAAAUGCAAUAUAAUGCAAUAUAAUAAUAACAAUUAGCCACUGUUGGCUGAUAGAAAAAGAUUUAUCUAGUCGCGAUAAAAAAUGGUGAUUAUAAAUCACAGCACUAAUGAAACAAUGCACACGCUACAAGCUACAGUGAUGCCGAUUCGCGCAUCCCGAAACUCUACAUUACUUCCUUACUUCUGUUUUCCGUCUUUAUUUCCGAGAGGCAUUACGAGAAAGUCGCGAGGAAGAUACCCCCGCGGGAAUUUUGAACGAAUUGCAUUUGACUCGUCGCAUGUUCCAACAUUUUGACAACUCACGCGGCUCGCGGAAAUAACAAUUUCGGGCGGCGACAUCGCGGUAACACCGCAACGACACUCACACCGAGAGGAAAUAACGACCGGUGCUCGAAGGGUUGACGACGGAUGAUCGACGACGCGCUCGACGAUCGAUGCCGCUUCGAGGUCGGGUCCGAUGCGGAAACGAGAUUGGCACGGAAUAUACGCUCGUCAGACGCGCGAAACCAGAUGGAAACCGCCGACCGGCCGCGUUCUCGUUUUUUGCGCGCGCGGCCCAUCGCGAGUGUCUUGCGCGACGAGAUUGCUGCGCGAUCGGCAUGCAACCGACGUAACCUCGGCGCGAGUUGCAUCGCGAGCUGAUCAUUAACAAUUGCGCGCGCUGCUGAUGACCCUUGCCUGCACGGUGAUUUGCGGUCGGCGGGCGAUUCGCGGAGAAUAGUCGAUGAGAUGCACCGACAACCGAAGAGGGUCGAAAGAUACGUAAUCGAGACGAUUUUAAGUUUUACGAUCAAGUUGACUAAUAAAAACCUAUAAACGAUAUAUAUUCUAUAUAUAAUAUAAUGUAUAUCUAUAUAUAUAUAAAUGGAUUACUCGCCCGAUCGGCAAGGAGAGGGGUUGCUUUUAGAAUCGUUAAUGCGGAGUGCCCCGCGCAAAGGAUCGGCCGUGAGCGUGAAGUUUUGUUACGAAUUGUUGCGUCAAGAUAUCUAUAUCCCACAUAUCUGAAGUGAGAUUUUUAUUUGUCAACGUUGAGAUUCCUCGCGUGAUCUGUAUCGUUAUUAAUGUUACGCUACGAUGUUGGAGAACGAACGCACUAUGCGUCCAGACAGCUUCUCGCUUACGUCGCGAUCGAUCGCAGUAGUAAUUGCGCAGCAAUCUCGGGAAAUCAAUCGAGAAAGCGUUAGAAGAGCAAUAACUGAUAAGGGGAGACGUCGCGAAAGUUGCGGUUUCGAAAUCGGGACGCAUUCUGACGAGGAGAAUCGACAGCGGUGAGCGUUCGUAUUCGCGAUCUCUCCCGGAACGAGAGAGACAGAGAGAAGGGGGAAGAAAUAGAGAGAGAGAGAGAGAGAGAGAGAGAGAGAGAGAGAGAGAAAGAGGUAGAGAGAUAGAAAGAUAAAUAGAGAGAAAGAGAGAGAGAGAGAGAUGAGUACCACGGCGCGUGUAUAAUAAAUCGACCGUAGCGUGAGGCAGUCUCUGUAUAAAUGGCUAAGCACUAAUCUACUGUAUAAUUAACGGCCAAGCAACGCAAACCUCCUCCCGUACUGGACCAUUAGGUGUUUGUUAAAGUUGAAACCUAAACCUAAAACACGUGCGUCUGCGGCGUGUCGCGAGAGGCUCGAGUGUGUAGAUAAAUGUAGAUUGUUGAUAGCGACGUAAGCGUGUGUGCGUGUGUACGUGCGCGCGCGCACGGAAGAGGUGUAUGUAAUAGAGGUAGGCUGGAAAAUACGGUCGAGCGGGAAAGUCGAUCGUGGCCCGCGCGUUUCCAAGUUUCCUCGCGUUUCAACGCGUACCGAGGCUUGUCGCACGGCAAAUCGAUCCUGACAAAUGGUCCCCCGAAUUUUUCGUUUUAUUAUCUCCGUUAUCGGGUCGUUUGUUAUCCGCGCGCGCGUGCGCGCGCGGAUAUGUGUACGGGGUGCCUCGGUGGACCCGAAUCGUGGAGAAAUGGACCGUUGAAAUUUCGCCGAUAGAAAUUACCGCUGACAAAUAAGUGAUCUCAAAAUUCGAUAAACGGCACACUUCGCUUUCGUCGGGGAGAUUUUUCCUGAUAUUAUCGGGAGAUAACAAUGGCGGCGCCCGGAUACGUACUUAAUCCUCGACAUUCUUGUCGCUUUGGUCUUUAAAUACGAUUAUUUGAGGAGGUUGUAAGACAAAUGAGUUUAUUAAGAAUUCAUUGAGACUCGCACUAAAAUAAAUUGAAAUAUUGUUCAACUGCUCGUGCAAUUUUGGAAAAAUAUUGACCACUCGAGAUACUUGAAACUAAAGUUGACACUUUUUAUACAUAUUCCUUGGAGUUGGCGUGCUAUUUUUAAUAUCCAUUUUUAAUUUUUUGCAAACUAAAAUUAGGGUUUUAAUGAUAAUACAGACUAAUAUACUGACAUUAUGUACAAAUUUCAAGAUUACUGGCCGUUUUGUUUGGGAAAUAUAGCGGUGGAAAGUUUACACUUUAUAGUAACACUCGAGAUAUACAUAUCCAUAUACACAUAUAUAUUUAAACAUAUAUACCUCCUUCUAUUAUCUGUGUAUCUUCAUUAGAUCAAUUAUAAUGCAUAAAUGCACAAAUGAAGCAUUAAAACGAAAAAUGAAAGAAAAAUAUUUUUCGUAUUUGUAAUAUUGUGUGCACAUAUCAACUUCGCCUCAAAUUAACAUUCAUUAUUUAAAUAAUGAAAUAAAUGUAUAAACACAUCACUUUGUUCAACAAAAAGUAAGUUUAUGAAUUCCUCUGAUACGUCACUGAAAGUACAAUACUGAGCCUUAGAACCUCCUGAAACUUUCAAUAUAAAAAAACUAUAUAUUCUAUGUUGAAAGUAUAAAUAUUUGCAUUUAAAGACCAAAACAAAACAGGAUUGUUCAGUACAUCUCUCAGAGAGUUGAUGUUUUUAUCUUACAUAUUAUUUUCUGUCUGCAAAAGAUUGUCACGAGAAAACACGAAUUACCUCGAAACUAUUUGUGCGAAAUAUUUCAAAGGGACACGAGGAUCAUUAAACUCUUAACUCUUCGUCAAACUGGAGCCGUAUGAAUCGAUCAAACUUUCGACGCGACAUCUUGCUCAAUCAUCACAAGAGACGAAAUCUCUCGGUGUUAAACGCGCAGGCAAUGUAAAUCAUGCGAACGCUCUUCCGUUCCCUACGGCCGUCCCUUCUUUAUGCGACGUAUUCAUGCCAUCGAUUAUUUUAUUAGCCCACAGCGUCGAUAAGGGCGGCGCAUAUCAAUGCGAAACGGCGCGUCGUCUCUCGUCGCGUCGCCUCGCGUCUCCGUAAUUACCACGCGCAAUGUCAAUAGUUCGUGACUGUGGGAGGCACCCUGUAUAAACGGUCGAUUUGUCAGGCCGAGAGACGAGAGAGGGUGCGCGAGGCGGAAAACUUGUAAACGGCGGCCGAACGCUUGACAUUUACAAAUUACUCAGAAAUUCACGAGCUCGAAUUAUUCAGCAGACGGAGAAGUCCUCCCGCCGGCUCGAUCAUAAUCUCGAUACUGGCGAUUAAUAACCCUCGGGAUUCCGAUAAUUAUCCCUUCCGGCGACGGACUCGCCGCGCUACCGUCGGCCGUUACCAUCAACCCUGUUCUUCUCAGAUGGCGCGGAAAUAUAGCGAGUUUAGUGUUACAAGAAACGGACGCGCGGGCUGAUUUUGUCGUACCACGACGUUGAAUCCGAUCUCCUGUUAUUAAUUUCAUUUGAGCAUCACGAGCGCUGUAAAGGCGCUUCGUCCAACGAAAUUUCGAGCGUGUUGAGUUUCAUUUAUCUACAUUAUCAAAUGUGAGACAGGUUAACAUAUACAGGGUGUUUCAGCUCGAUUUCACAAUCUCUCGUGACUUCGCAAACUCUUGUAAAGAAGAUUGAGGUGAAAACAAAAAUCUCUUUUGCGAUAUUCGCAAUAACUAUCGAGAUAUUAAUUAAAUAAGAUUAGUAAAUGAUAAUGCUCAGUAUAGUAGAUGAGUAGUGACGAUAUCUGCCGUCGUGUGUGCUUGUAUAUUAAGUCAAACAAAAAAAUCCUCCACCAUUUUGCGAAUGACCACGUAAAUUUCUAGUUAUUAAUCAAAGAAGAUUGGUGUCCAAUAAACACAAGGUAUUAUCCAUAUUACAAUGUCAGCUUGAUUGUUACUUUGUCAACUGUUACUUUGUUAUAUAACAAAGCGUAAUAUAUCAUAUAAUUGAGCUGACAUUGUAAUAUGGAUGAUACUUUAUAUUUACUGGGUGCAUUAUCGCACAAAAUCGUACAAUUUUCUAUAAUUUAUAAUUAAACAUUCAUAUAGUUAUUUGUAAUAUGGUAAAGGACUUUCUUGUUCAGUUCGAUUUAAUGUGCAAGCAUACGACGACAGACGUCGCCAUUACACCUCAUCUACCAUAUCAUGUGUGACUAUUCACAAAUCUUCUACAAUUAAUCCAUCGUCGGAAAGGUGAGACACAUUCCGUUCUCUUUAAAUCUCUGUAACAUUUCAGAUGUUAGCUGUUAUUAAAUCUCAAUAUUCUGUUAGCUAUUAUUAAAUCUCAAUAUUCCACAGAAUCAUAAGAGAUUAUAUAAAGUUUAAAAAAUUAUAAAAAUACAAUCAAAGAAAGGAAGAGAGAAAUUCAUCAAAUUUCAUUUUUCCUAAAACAAUAUUGGACAUUUUUGUUCAUCUCAAUCCGUUUUAUAGCCUCACAAGAAAUCAAGUUGGAACAUUCUGUAUAUGCAUAAAUUCGACGAUAAAAUUUCAAUUCGCAACGCAAAUGUCGUUUUUUCUUUCUCGGUUAUGCUCAAGAAAAUAAGAUUACAUUAUCUCUUAAUUUUCCAUUCAUAUUAAUAGUAUUCUUUGAUUAAACUCCUCCCAUUAUUCCGUAUCGUUCAUCAAAAGCACUGAAUUCUCUAUAUAAAGACUCAUCAUACACACAGAAAAACGCAUACUGCAUUUAAAUAAAUGUUACUUGUUUCAAGUAUUUCGUAAGUUGCCGCAAAUCUAUUAUAAGUUCGUCAUAAAUAUAAAAUUUAUUCAAAAUGCAUUCUGGAUCCUAAUGAGCUUAGUAUUUCAAUCGGGAAUAUUAAAUUAAAACAAGAGUUCGAUUUGCUUACUACAUACAGAAGUUGUCAACUUUUUCUUCGAUGAAGUUUUAUAAUAUUCUUGUAAAGAGAAUCAAUUUUUCUCUUAAGUGAGUGACAAUGAGCUUUUCUGAAAUUUAAAAAAUUUGGGCUGUUGUGAAGGAAAUAUUCCUUGAUAAGGAUAACAAUUAUUUGAGAAAAAGAUAGUAAACUGAGUAGUCUUUUUUUCAGCAGCAGAAUGAUAUUUUUUCCUGUGUGCACACAUAAAUAAGAGUAAUAUUAUCGACUACACUUCGGAUGUUGUUUUCUUCUGAAUCGCGUGCGGCAUCACGAAGAUCAGUUUCCCUCGCCAAAAAAGAUUUCGAUUACAAUUCGUUCGUUAACCCCCGAUUAACGCCCGACUCCGCGCCCAUUAUAUCGAAAAACCGAAAGAUGGGAGCCGAUCGAUAACGCGAAAAGAACAAAUCCCCGAAAGCAGAUACGGAUUAUACGAACGGGCGGCCGUCGAUGGGACACAAUGAUACGAAUACAGCGAUACGAGUACAAUGAUUUCUGUGAGGACCUCUAUUAUCCCUGCGAGCCUUGCGGGCUGAAUAAAGUGACGAGAAUCCGUCGGACGGGAGGAUCCUGAGGAUUAUAAUUGCGCUGAAGCUUCCGGCGAAUUCCCGGGCCACGCGGGCUCCGGAGUUAACUAAUGAAAACUCGCUAGACAAUGUAGCGGCAAGAACAAUACGGCAAAUAAAUAAUAGAGAGCCCUUCUAUGCAUAUACGAUAUACUCUAUAAAUAUACGUUAUGUAUAAGUGCAUAUACAUAUAUAUAUAUAUAUAAAUAUAUAAAUAUGAAAAUUUAGGUAACGCGAGAUAUAUAAAAUCGGACAGUCGGCGUGUUCUGGCUGCCAUAUUGUUUGUACAUGGACUACAAGUUUGAGGCGACAAGUUGUAAUACGGUAAUUCGAUUUAGGUGGCAUUCGUCGUCGAUCUGAACGCGUUGAUUGCAGUCGCGCGUGUAUGCGUGCGAGUGCGACCCCGCGCCUCGUCGUAUGCGUGUGAAUCCUGCGUGCGAAAUGCGAAAUGCGAGAGAGAGAGAGAGAGAGAGAGAGAGAGUGCGUUUGUGCGCGCCGAUCGCACCCCGGCCGCUCCUUCCCGAAUUAUCGUCACAUUGAAAGGUGUCACAGCGGGAUACAGCAAGCUGUCAUCAGAGAUCGUGACGUAUAUUUUGCUUUAACAUUAAUUUACAAGUGCCCCGAAAAUAUCGUGGAUUCAUUUUCGAUCAAGUCGAUGAAGAAGAUGGAACUUUCGAAUUUCGAUAUCGAUAACUUCAAUUUUUCACAAUGCAUAUGAAACAAAUGGAAAUUGAUAUUCGGUAUGUAACGGAUGAGCACUGAAAUAGUAUGUGUGUGUGUGUUUAGAAACUUAUUUUCUAAAGUACAAUCAGUACUUUCUAAAGUACAAUCAGUACUUUCUAAAGUACAAUCAUUCUUUACCGCGGUGCUAUACUCAUAACUGAUGGUUCAGUUAUAAGUACAGUGCUGCAAGCAAUACAAUCCCACUGAAAAAAUCAGUUAAUAGUGGGGCUGCUUUCUUGAAUGCAAUUUGCAAACUGUGUCAUUACGCGCAAAGCGCAUGCAAGCUGUUGGUUCCAUCGCCACGAACACAGAAAACUGAAUUUGACAUGACGUAUAACGAAUCUGUACACUACAGAUUUUACAGUGGAAUCUUACUAGUAAAAAUCAGUGAGAAAUAAAAUGAAACAAUAAAGUGGAAGUGUUUUUCAUUGAAAAUCUGUGAGUAUGCAUUGAUUGUCGGUGAGAAACUCCUUUUACCGAUUCAAUCGGAAACAUUUUCACUGAUUUACUUUAAGGGAAUAUGAUUCGCUAUAACAUAUCUCUUUUUUGUAACGCAAAUAAGAAGAAAAUAACAUUGAAUCAAUUAUUAUAGAAAAAUAAUGAGAUAGCGAAUCCUACAUAAACUACAUACCUAAACUACAUAGUUACGAGCCAACAAACACACACACACAGACAAUUACUAAAUAGAAACGGCGGAGUGCACCGCGGUAGAUUGUGCGCGCGCGACGUGGAUAAGCAAUAAUGUAUAAAGUUUAGGAACCGCGGGCACGUCGCUCAAAGGGACAGCGGAUGUUAACGUCACGUUAUACAUACACGCACGUAGCCAGGAUAAUUAAUAUAUGUUGAUUAGUUAGAAUGCGGCGAGAGGAAGGCUAAAACCGUUUCGACGGCGGCGAGACGGGCUCUUCGAGAGCGAUCGAACGCGAAGCGCACUCGACUUUCUCGACGAUCUCGAUCGAUCUCGAAGACGUGGACCAAACGCGAGAAUCCCACGGGACGCGUGGAUCAAGGUCGAAGGGCUGUACUUUCUCGUUUGUCUGUCUGUUUUUUUCCCGGUUCUAAGCGCGAACUUUGGCCGCAGCGACACAGAAAAGUUUAAGCAGUAAAACUUAAACAACUUGAGCAGCAAAAUUGGUCAAUCACAGUUGAUAAUUCUUCUUACGGUUCAAGAAUAAUCGAUUGUGACUGGUCAAUUUUCUUAUUGCUUAAAAUCUUACUUAAACUGUGUAUUUGACUCUCAGUACUAUGAUAUACAGAACACGUCUUAAAGAAAUUUAAGCAGUAAAACUUAAGCAGUAGAACUUAGACAGUAAAAUUGAUCAACUACAGUCGAUUCUUCUUAUAGUUCAAGAAUAAUCGACUGUGACUGGUCAAUUUUCUUAUUACUUAAGUCUUACCGCUUUUCUGUGUGUCCGGCCUUCAGGGCUAUAGCACGCAGAAACACGUCUUAAAAAAACUUAAACAGUAAAAUUGACCAGCUACAAUUAACGAUUUUUCUUACAGUUGAAAAAUCGAUUGUAACUACUCAAUUUUCUUACUGCUUAAAUUGCCGCUUAAACUCUUCUAUGUCUAAACCCUAAAACUUAAGCAGUAUAUAAGCAAAUCGGUCAAUCACAGUCGAUCGAGCCAUAAGGAGAAUAAUCGACCGGUGGUUGGUCAAUUUUUGCUUACUUCUUAAAUCUUACAACUUGUGUUUGUAUGCCAUCUAUCUCAAAUGAGAGAUGUGCACGCGCUUGCAGCGCAAAGGACGUAGCUCGAGCUUCAAUUAGUUCAACGUAGCGUUCGGCAGAAAAUUGCACACUCCGUUACCCCGAAUCGUGAUUCUCUCGUUAAUUCAAUGGCCGUAUAUUAAUUCGUUAUAUUUUAAUCUUUCCACCAAUUACAUUCUACGAAAAUGCCACGUCAAUUAAUCUCCGCUCGGCCGAGCGCACCGAUAUUUUAUUUAAUUAGCGAUUAAUUAAAUGCGCAUCCGAAAAUCGCACCGAUGGUCGCAGCCGAAUUUUCGCCGCGGUCGUCACUUUCCCCGCGCGUUCGACCUUGAUCUCAUGUGCGGUGUAUGUCCCGUACGAGAGAAACGGAAGAGAGAAAAGACACACCCGAGGAGUAACUCGUCGCGAAAUCGCGACCAUACAGGCGUUUGCUCGAAGGCGUUUCGCCACGCUGCGAAGCGGAGUGUAAAUAAUCCGAUGCGGUGACGUCCCCUCUCCCUCCUACUCUCCUUUUCCCUUCUUACCCUUCUCCUUUCUCCUGCCCCGGUGAUCCUGCGACGAUAGAUCGCCAGUUGUAGACGCACGAAUCAGCCGAUAAGAACCAUUACGCUCAAUUACUACUCACCGGCAAAGGUAACUUUUGAAACGCACUGUUCGCUAAAAGGGCGAGUAGCUUUAAUACUGCGACUGCAUUCGACGGAUGCAACUUUCCUCCACGAAGCACGGACAUUGCGCAAGGAGAAGAAAAAGAGGAAAAGAAGGGAAAAGAAGGAAAAUGAGACGCGCACGUCAACGCUCCUCUCGGCCGCGUAUCUGCGAGAUAUAUUUGUUAUUUUUUCUUCCUUUUUUAGUGUUCUUCAUUUGCGAGAGAUCUAUGUUUUGUACACACAUACAUACCUAUACGGAAAAAAGAGUUUGGUUGAAUUAACGCGUGACAUGUUUGCUCAAACAAAUUUGAAUAGAGCUAAACGGAAUUUCUGGAAUUAUUAUACUUAAAUAUUGCAGAUCAUUUCGGUGCAAUAUUAAUCACAGAUUGGUUAUUGCGUAUUCCAUCUAUCAUAGAUAGAUAGAUCAUAGAAUAUCUUAUGCGGGUGUUUAUCUCGAGCUUUCGACUCUGUCAGGAAUUUGCCUUACAAAGCGUCCUGCCAUUUUCCACGAACAUUGUGUUAUAUACUUUUAAUUAAUCAACAAGGAAAGUACAAUAAAAUAUAAUUUUUAUCCAAAUUAUACACUUUUUGUGGUAUUAAAUGUCAUAUUGAUGGAAAAUUAUAUAAUUGCGCCGGUUAUACAACGUAUAUAACAGACAAUAUAUAAUAGAUCUAUCAAUUAGAAAAGUAACAUAGCGCGUAAUCUAGACUUCAAAACCAAUUUCAAAACUAGAAUAAAUGUGAGUUUUAUAGUGACCUUCUUUUUGUCGAAGUUGCCAUGUGCAAUUGAAUAUGUCCAAUUAUUUUAAGGAGGUUGUAAGGUAGAAUAAGUUUGUUAAAAAAGAAAAAUUCGUUGAAAUUCUCACUACAUAUAAAUUAAAAUGUUAUCUAACUGCUCGUACAAUUAAAAGGAAAAGAUUGACUAUUCGAGAGUUGAGAUAUUUGAAAUUAAAGCUGACACUUUUCAUACGUAUUUCUUAGGAAAUUAUUGACAUAUCGGCGUAUUAUUUUUCAUUUCCAUCUUUAAUUCCUUAUAAACUGAAAUUAAGAUUUUAAUGAAAAAUAGUCUCUUAAAAUGAAACAUAAUUUGCCUCAAAUUAAUAUUUAACUACUUAGAUAUUAAUGAAAAAUAGAAGAGAAAAAGUGGGAGGAUAUGUUGAAGGGUUCGGUAGAUUAAUUUAGAGCAGUCCUUCGGAUAAAGAAUCUAAUCUAAAUGUCCAGGGUUUCCCGUCUACAAUCAUAUCUUUUUUCAUUUUGUUUAUUUUCUUGCAAGUUAAUUCAGCAAAUCACGAUGUCGUAUCUUUAUUCGUUGUGAGAAAUGAGUAUCGAUCUAUAUAAAAAUUAAACCUCUUAACAAUUAAGACCAUACAAUUAUCCAAUACUUGAGUAAUGAAAUAAACAUAGAUAGAUAACAUAGAAAUGUAAUUUUAUUCGAUAAGUAGUAAGCUGGUAAGUGUUCCUCUUGCCAUUGAAACUAAGCCUUACAACCUUCUCAAUCAGAACGGAUGUAAUCAAAUUUGUCUGAUUACCUUAACCAGGAUUAUGAAUCGUUUUUUUACAAAACAGUCAGGUUAAUGUAUCCAGGCUUCAAAUUAAUUCAACUACUCCUUUUUUCCGUGCAAGACAAUCGUCUUGAGCAUUCAGAUGCGCCACAUGCAGAAUUUCACGCAUUACUUAUAUAUUUUCUUUCACCUAUUAUUUCGUUCUUUCGUAUUUUCUCGUGGCUCUUGAUUUUAUUUCACCGUUGAGCCUUCGCGUGACCCCGUUCGCUCGCUCGCUCGCUCGCUCGCGCGAUUCUUCGUCGGAUGUCGAGUCGCGAGAAAACGAUUUCUCGCGUCCCGCCUUGCCGAACGGGCCCGGAUACGUACGUGCGCGUAAUCAUCAUUAAUGCACGCUAGGCGCGCGUGUAUCUACUCGCGGCCAUCUCAUGCGGUCCAGCUGAAUCAAGAUAAUCAAAUACCCGACGCCAAAGUCGGGACUGCGCGCGGCCUAAUUACUCUCCGUAACGUAUUGCGCGUUAGAUACACGCGCGCGUCGAGAAAUCGCGAUUGCCACGGUCAACGAUAAUGAUAUCUGACCUGCCAGAGAGCCCAUUCCUGCGCACCUCGUAAAUACAGCACGAGAUGCUCAGCGCGUAUGCACGCUCCUCCCUUGCGUUCUCUCGCUCCACUGAAACCGCAAAACCGGGAAACGAUUCGGGUAACAAAGUAACCACACAGGAUCUCGUGCCAGCGUGACUCGCGUCGCGCGAGUCAGACGGGAAUUUCGAUUUUCCAUACACGACACGUGGCUGUCCUCUUUCCUCAAGUUUCUCACGCGAUACUCCCACUCUUGCAGCGAUUCUUUCCUCUCUUUCUCAGCUGGCAUCUACCAAUAUAUCAUCGUGACGUGCACCGAUCCACCUGCCGAUUUCCGUGCUUCGUGCGAACGUGAGAGUGACUGCUUAACUGUAAAAAGCGACGAGAGGGCGGUGCAAUAAUUACGCGUGCAUGCGAGAUCGCGCGUGUGUGUGGAUGUGUGUGGCCGAAGCGUCGGAGGGUAUAUGCGUUACUGCGAGGGACUCGCUCAGUGAUCGCGAUGUCACUUUAUGACGAUGACGUGCUUUUCAAUGUUCCUCAAUAUAAUUUAUAGUUUUGUAUGCGAUCGCGACUCUCUAAUUUGCACGACGACGUGAAGCGUUUUUUUUUCACGAAUAUCCGUAUGCGACGUGUAUUAAUUAUUUUAGUUAACCUCCGCAUGACGACCAGAGUCAUUUAUGGUCAAGCCAUUCCAAGAACUACUUGUUUCUCACAGUAUUUUUCUUGCGAAAUUAAAUAUUACAAGGAAGGUAUUCCAGGUAUCCGAUUUUAAUGAAACUUGGUGGGUUUGCAAAGAGGGUCAAAAUAUUCCAUACAUACUUUUUCUAUCGACAAUCAAACGUGUUUGAAAGGGUGAAAUCAACCCUCGAAUGUUGACAAAAUUUUUAUUUUUGGCUAUAACUACGGAACAAUUGUACCAGUGAAUAGCUUUUUAAAUUAUGUACAUUUUGUAUAUUUACGAAAUUACGCUAUUAUGCUUCAUUAAAAAGUUACAGCCAAAAAAUUGUCGGGAGCUGAUUUCACCCUUAAAACACGUUGGCCGAUAAAAAAUAUGGAAUAUUUUACAAAAUCCACCAAGUUUUAUUAAAGUCAGAGAGGGACAUUUGAAAUAUCUUCCUUUAUUAGCAAUUUAUUUUUCACAAAAAAAAUAUAUAUAGCAAGAAGCUACAUAGUCUUCAAUUGGAAAGGGAAUGGAAGUUUCAGUCAUUUUUGGGGAUUUUUUGGAGCAACACUGCAAAGCCAGAUAUAUUAUUUUGACUGAAUCUCCUUUCGAAUGUUCCUUGCUCUUUUAAACGCACGUUUGCACGUUUAAACGUACUAAAUCACAAUUUACGCGCCUGAAACGUCCUAAAUGAUUUAAAGCUGCAAGGAACGCGUAAAAAGGGCUUCAGCUAAAUUAGACGCUUAUGCAUUUAAAACGUACUUGUAGUACAAUAAAGAUGAGAGAAAUCGAGGAAGACACCAACGACUCUAAUUGCCACUUUAAAAAAUACACUGUCAUUCAGAGGGCUAAUUGCUCGAUUCAAUUUUCUGAUUAUCCAAGCGUCUCGGUGUCACACGUCCCGAUCAAUAUCGCGUUCCUUCGAACGAGAUCGACUAAGUGACGUCGCGGUCGCGAGCUUUAGUCCCUCUUCGCGGUAUUAAUUCUUCCAAACGGGCUGCGGGCGUGGGUCUUCGUACGAGUCGUAUGAAUCCCAACUUCCUCGCGUAUCACACUGUGUAUGGAUCGUUGCGAUCCGCGCGAUUACCGAUCGAUCAAACCGAUCCGGGAACUUAACGCGGUUCUCUCAUGGAAAAGCUCGCGCUCUCCUUUAGAAUAUUCCACGCUUUUUCGUCAAUCGCUGCGACUCGCUCUCGUUCGACGAGUUAUCUUCGAGAAGAAAAAAAAAGAUAUAUAUACACACACAGAGAUAUACACACACACACACACACACACAUACAGAGUGUCCUGGAGGAGCGAUUCGAGCGAUCCUCGAGUCAAUCAUAUCACGCAUUUGAACUGCGAAUAUCACAUUUCCUCGGGACAUCGUGUAUGUAUGAAUUAGAUUAGGUUAAUUAACGAACGUACGUCCUUUUAUUGAAUAAAAGCCUCUUUUCAGACGUCACUUACUUAGGGAGGUAAAAAGCCGAGCUUUUUGGAAAUUGUUACAGCACCACCAAGUGGUCUUAAAGUUUAAGAAUUUUACGACUCCGAGGUUGCCGCGAGGCUCAAUGGCUGUCGCAACGGCUUCCGGCGUGUCUUGAUUGGACGAUCGAUGCGACGUCACAGAUCCUGUAACGAAGUUACAGGACGACUCGCUGGCGACUACUGCAACGGAGAUUCCUUUAAAUACGUAAAACCAACGUUCAUCAGCGAGAGAUUGUUGCGCGAAACGCUCCGAGAAGGGCGUUAAAAACACACUGAAAUUACUUAGGCCGACUUUGUUACUUCGAUGUAGUGUUAUUGAAAAAAUAUCCCGCGGAUACGAGGAGAAGGGAUGCGAUACGUGUGUGAAGCAUUAUUAAACUAAAGAAAGGAAAGGAGGAAGGGAGGACUUUCGCGCCGUGCGUCGUCUUUAAGUCGUAUGCAUCGACUUCGAUGAUGCGUAAAGCGCACUGCACUAUGCACUUUCGAGUAAUAUACAGAGUGAAUGCCAAACCCGAUUAAGGUACGCGUUGAAUUAUCAAUUAUACAUAUCUCAACUCGGACCUUUAGGAAGAUUGGGCAGUUCGCAAAAGUACGCGUAUCUUGAUCAAGUUUGGCGAUGAGAACGAACCAGAUGAAGGAAUUGAAUCCUCAGAGAAUACAUCCGAACUUUAACUACUUGGAUAAAAAUCUGUUUCGUUAUCGCAAAAAAUAUUUCACACUGAGAGAAAUCAUCCGAUAAAUAAUUAACAAACGGAUAUUUUCGAUCAAAAUACCAAUAAAUUUUUGUAUUCGAUCCAUCCAAUAAGAAAUAUCGGUUCAUAAUUUUUUUAUCGGUUU